This is a messenger RNA of Colletotrichum spaethianum, 1464 nucleotides long. RefSeq names its product FAD-dependent monooxygenase fsr3. Gene Ontology annotation, biological process: secondary metabolite biosynthetic process. Gene Ontology annotation, molecular function: monooxygenase activity; FAD binding. The transcript is spliced from 5 exons. NCBI's taxonomy places the organism in Eukaryota, Fungi, Ascomycota, Sordariomycetes, Glomerellales, Glomerellaceae. The record is from RefSeq and is a predicted model, not a curated record. Bases 1 to 1464 code for a protein of 487 amino acids.
AUGACUGCUCAGUCUGGAAGUGCAACUGUGGAUGGUGUGGCCCGGAAUAGCCACACCGGUAUACGGGUUGUCGUAGUGGGGGCUGGUGUCGGUGGCCUUUUCACGGCGCUCGAAUGUUGGAGAAAAGGUAUUGAUGUGAUCGUUCUUGAGAGAGCCGAGAAGAUAUCCGUUAUUGGUGAUGUCCUUGUCAUUGGGCCGUCUGCUUGGGCCACGCUCCAAAACUACCCCAAUAUGGCAAAGGAUUACGACAAGAUUAAGCAUGACGUGACGUACAACUUUCUGAGCCAACAGAGUGAGCUACUUCGUGGUCCUCAAGAGGUUGAAUGGAAUUUGCCUGGGGUGGCGAGGCACGCCAGCUAUCCAACAAGAAUCGCUGGCAUUACAGCACGGCAAGACAUUGUCGCAAUGCUUUUCAGUCAGGUGCAAAGACUUGGCAUCCAAGUUGAGUUUGGAACCAACGUUGUUGAGUUCUCGGAAGACGCCAGUCGCGGGACUGCGACUGCUCGGGCUUUUGACGGCCGAGAGUUCACCGGUGAUCUUGUUGUUGCUGCCGACGGCUUGGGCACCAAAUCACAUGGGGUCAUUCUUGGACAGCCAGUCGGCGUACUCCCCAGUGGAUAUGUUUGUUUGAGAGGAUCGUUUCCCACCAAAGCUGUCGAAAACGUCCCAUCAGUUCAAGCACUGCUCCCCAAAGCUGAUGAACGACCUAAAAUAUUGGUUUAUACUGCAACCAAAACACAUUUCAUUCUCACUCUGUCCCAUGAGAGGGUCUACGUUGCUCUCACACUCGAGGAUAAUGGAGGAGCUGAGGAGUCUUGGUCGAAGACUGUAAGCGGCCCUGAAAUCGCUGCUAUGCUAUCUUCCUCGGGAAAAUGGGCCCAAGAAGUAGUUGACUGUUUCGAAAACGCCCCAGACGGCUGCAUUGUAUCUUGGAAACUAUGCUGGCGUGAUCCUCAGCCUAAAUGGACUUCUAAAGGGUCACGAAUUAUCCAAUUGGGCGACAGUGCCCACAGCUUUUUACCUUCGUCCGCCAACGGUGGAACGAUGGCUGGUGAAGACGCCUUGUCACUGGCAGAAUGCCUCAAGAUCGGAGGCAAAGCUAACGUGCCUAUGGCCGCAAAAGUUCAUGAAAAGUUACGAUAUCAGCGGGUAUCAUUGGUUCAAAAAACAGGCUUUGUCAACCGACGCGAAUUGCACCAAGACAUGAAAGACAUUCUCAACGAUGGGGGCAAGCCAAUGCUUCAAGGAAAGUGGGUUUGGACGCACAAUCCUGAGCUGUAUGCCAAGGAUAACUACGAAGCAGCUCGAGCAGCAAUCGAGGCUGGAACGAGUUUUGACAACUCUAACCUUCCGCCAGGACAUAAGUGGGAGCCGUGGACAAUGGAAAAAGAGCUGGAGAAGGAGGCGUCUGGUGUCUUCUUCCAAGACUUAAAGACCAAUGGCGACUGGGGUAUCUCAGCAUAG